Asparagus officinalis (garden asparagus) is the source of this 870-nucleotide messenger RNA. RefSeq lists its product as uncharacterized. NCBI's taxonomy places the organism in Eukaryota, Viridiplantae, Streptophyta, Magnoliopsida, Asparagales, Asparagaceae. The transcript has a single exon. Gene Ontology annotation, molecular function: catalytic activity. The record is from RefSeq and is a predicted model, not a curated record. The coding region runs from base 1 to 870 and encodes 289 amino acids.
AUGAAAAUAACAAAAGACUGGAAGUGGAUUUCUAAUGUUCAUGAAGCUGGUAAUGGAAGGAUUUGGUUACUGUGGGAUAGUGAUAUUCUUACAGUGCAAGACAUAAUCUUAACAGACCAAUACAUUACCUGUCGGGUAGAAUCCAGAGAUGGUAAAUUCUCCAGCUUAUGCACUAUUGUUUAUGCCCACAAUCAAAUGACAAGCAGGAGAAUUCUUUGGAGUGAUCUUUUAACUUUUAAAAGUAAUGUUACUGGUCCCUGGGUUAUUGGAGGGGAUUUCAAUGCAAUUUCUGGUUAUGAUGAGAAGAUAGGAGGUGUAUCUGUAUCAGAAUCUGAUAUUGAGGAUUUUCAGAACUUUAUCAUUUCCAGUCACCUUCUUCAUUUGAAAUCAACUGGAUGCUACUUCACUUGGAACAAUAAGCAAAAUGCAGAUACAAGAAUCUGGUCCAGGUUAGACAGAUGCUUAGUAAAUGAAGACUGGAUUCAUCUAUAUACAACAAGCCAAGUUGAAUAUCUGCUACCUAGCUGUUCUGAUCAUUCCCCUGCUCUUCUAACCAUUGAAGAUGAUAUUAUAACUGGUAAGAGGCCAUUCAAAUUCUUCAACAUGUGGGUAAAGCAUCCUGACUUCUUGCCUACAGUCAAAGCUAUUUGGGAACAAAACAUAGAUGGUUUCAAAAUGUACAGUUUCCAUUCUAAGCUCAAAAUGCUUAAGACUGCUCUUAAAGAUCUAAAUAAGAAGCACUAUAUGAAUAUUAGUGAGCAACUUAAAGAUCUAAAUAAGAAGCACUAUAUGAAUAUUAGUGAGCAAGUUCUUAGAGCAAAAAAUAGCUUAACUGAAGUUCAAGGGCUACUGUCUGGAUAUGAAUAUUAG